This is a messenger RNA of Pogonomyrmex barbatus (red harvester ant), 1185 nucleotides long. RefSeq lists its product as uncharacterized. Gene Ontology annotation, biological process: sensory perception of taste; chemosensory behavior; male courtship behavior. The record is from RefSeq and is a predicted model, not a curated record. Gene Ontology annotation, cellular component: axon; neuronal cell body; dendrite. Lineage: Eukaryota; Metazoa; Arthropoda; Insecta; Hymenoptera; Formicidae.
UUCUUCAUGCUACAGACUUUCAAUCCUUGAUGUAUCCCUGCUUCACUUUCUGCCAUAUUCUCGGAAUGUUUCCGUACAACAUCAACGCUUUGACUUUCGAGAUUUCAAAACCGAAGUACAUCCUGUCCACCGUCGUUACUUGCGUUUGCUGUAUUUUCGACUUGGCAAUUCUUUAUAGUAUUAUUAUUUCUAAAGCCAUCAACUAUGAAGACAUAAUUAGCAAUCUAGAAGCUAUAAAUUAUUUUAUAUUUAGCGGUUUCAUACUAAUCAUGACGCACAUCUUGACCGGCCCGAGAAUGCGCUUAUUACAAACUAUUUUAAAGAUUUCUUUGAAAUUAUCACGAGACUCAUUUCAAAAGUUGUCUAAAUUGGUCCAUCUCAAAGACAUCUUGGGUAACAUCUUUUUAUUUGUGAACACAUGGAUGUACUUUUAUAAAAAGCAAUCAAUCCAAUAUAAAUCCAAUUAUUUAAAUGUCUUUGCUAUAAUAUUUGGAACAUACAUUGCCUUAGUGGCGCUUCAAAUGAAUUUUAUGUAUAUGAAUUGUGUUUACAUAUUAAAAGCCUGUUUUAAAAAAAUUAAUGACAGAUUGUCGCAUAUGCAAAGGCUUAUGAUAAACGAUAUAAAGUCAUCUGUUCCCAGAUCGAGCUAUCACAUUCAAAGAAAUCAAUUUUUAUUGAUAGAAAUUAAGACUAUAAAGAAGCAGCAUUUAAUGGUUAGCAAUGCAGUACAGAUGUUGAAUAUGGUUUUCAGUUUACAACUUCUUGCUGUUGUAACCAUAACCUUUGUUGAAACCACUUUUGAACUGUACUCAUAUGUAGUGCGAUGGCAAGGUAAAGUGUUCAUUAGUCUUGACAGACGCCUUCUUGAUUGUUUCUUAACAACUAUGUCCUAUUACGCUAUAAAACUGGCGCUACUUGUGUGGUUCUGUGAGACUGGCAAGAAUCAGGCCCAAGAAAUUAGUACCAUUGUUCACGAUGUGAUAAAUAGCACCAGUGAUGAACAAAUUAAGAAUGAGUUGCAGCUCUUUUGCUUACAAAUAUUGCAUCGAAAAAAUAUAUUUUCCGCAAAAGGUCUUACUAUAGAUGCGACGCUUCUCACAGGAAUAGUGGGUAGUAUUACCAUAUAUAUGUUAAUCUUAAUACAAUUCUUGAUCACAAUGCAUUCUUGCGAAUAAAAUACUACUA